This is a messenger RNA of Microbotryum saponariae, 5172 nucleotides long. The record is from the annotation of a GenBank genome assembly. NCBI's taxonomy places the organism in Eukaryota, Fungi, Basidiomycota, Microbotryomycetes, Microbotryales, Microbotryaceae.
AUGGUCAACAAAAAGUUCCUCGAAAAGGCGGGGGACAAGACCAAGCCGACCUCGUCGACAGGUAACGCUUCGCCCGAGCUCAAGCCGAAUCAGAGUCAGUACACUAUCCACGCGAGAAGAUUGUUCUUUCGGAAUCAAACUGGGGCUGACCACGUCUAGGUACGUUCCUCUCCUCAGUCCGACCGUCGCCUUCAACUUUGAACGCGACGACGAGUUCGGCCACGGCCACUUCGGCUGGACUGCCCCGCUUGUUAUCGGGCAAGAUCUCCCUCACCAUGGGCAGCGCAUCCCAUAGCUCGUCCAACUCGUCCGCACUGGGGAACAAGAACUCGAGUUCGUCGUCCUCGGCUGCAGGAGGGACCGGAUCAGGUGGAGCGGCCGCUCAACCGACGACGACGUGGACCAAGACUGCCAUUCCUACCCAACCUUUACCUACACCCACCUCAGCACCAGGAGGCUUGACCUCUGAAGACCGAGCCUUUGGUCGACGAGCACCCAGCGCCUUCUCCAGUACCAGCGGAGGUCGUACCGACCAACCCUGGGUCCGCGGGGGGGCUCCGCGUUCGCUCGAUUUCGGCGCGACCGAAUUCCCGACCGCGGCCGAAGCAGCGAAUGCGAAAGCGUUGAGGGCGCAACAGAUUUUGGAACAGAUGCAAUCGAGGGAUAGGGCGAUUCAAGCCAGGGCGGCGGCGGCGGCCAAGGCGAACGCGCAUCUUUUGGAAGGGUUGGAUGCUUUCAGAGGAGUGCAUUUGGAUCCGAAUGCUAGUCAUUGGGACGAGGUGAGUGGAUGGUGAUGGUGGUAAUUGGAUCCUGAAUGCAAACUGAUCACUUUUCCUUUGGUGGUUGAUGCGCUUCAUAGAUGGGUGACGAGGAUGACAACUUUCUCGACGACACGAUCGAGUUCGCCGAUGGGACGCAGUACAAGAUCUCCGAAGUCGCCGCGGCCAACAACAGCACGAACGAGCUCAAGGAACCUUCACCUGAAGAGAUGGGCAAGCUCGAGGCGCCUUUGGCACCGGGGGAAAAGAUGGAGGAGCCCAGUCGACAGGAAAGGUUCAAGGACGAUUUCGAUCGAUCUUAUGGUGGGUCGAGGGCGAAUGAUUCUUCUUCGAGGAGGGAACCGAUUUCUUCGUCGACAGCGCCAAACGCGAAUGGUCCUUCGGGUGCACCGCCUACCAGGACGUUGUUCAAUGCCAAAGAAGGGAGGAUGGAACCCACGGCGCCUUCGUCUUCAACGAGGUCAUCGGGUCCUUCAACGAGGAGGUUGUCGAACGACGUCGUCUCCAUCGCGAGAAGAGGCGAUACCACCUCUCCUCGAUUGGAGAAGGCCAGUUUACCCCCCGCACCCGCAACGAACCCAUGGGGUCGGGUACCCCCUACGAAUGCGAUACCUAUUUCGACGACGGCGCGAAGGUUGAGCAUGAACGCGGGUGGGGAACGACAAUUGCCGCCUCAUAUGAUGCAGGCGAAUCAGCAUCAGUCUGUCGCACCGACGAGGAACUCGGUUCUUUCCCCUCCCCGAGCGAGAGAACCUUCCUUACCUUCGACGUCACCCUCGGCACCAGCACCAGCACCACCACCACCACCAGCCCCAGCACUGAAGGAAGUCAUCGCCCCUCCCCCCGUUGUCGAACCCGUCGAAGACCUCGAAGCGCGUCAAGCGCGCGAGAUGCAUGCCGCUGCUGAACGAGCGCGAGCAAGGCGACAAGAAGAGGAGAGGGAACGCGUCGCGCAGGCCGAACGGGCGAAGAAGAAGGCACAGGAAUUGGAGGAGAGGAUGAAGGCGGCUGAGGAGGCGAAGAAAACGCCUGUCGUGGCUCAAAAAGAGGUGCCUUCGCUGGCGCCGAAGGUUGAUUCGUGGAGGAGGACUUCGGGCCCGACUGGGCCGGCGGGUACUUUGACUGCACCAUCCAAGACGACGGUUCCGCCUCCUGCGGUCACUUCAACACCUAGCGUUCGACCCGAGCCGAUUCGGAUUCUGUCGAGGGAGCCUAAAGAGUCCGCACCUCCGCCACACGUCGCAAUCACCAAAGCGUCGUCUGUGCCACCUGUGAACGAAUCCAAGCCGACAUCCUCAGUUACGACUUCGGCCGCACGAGCACCUUUGGAACCUCAGGAUCGAGCAUGGCGACGCGCCGAUGUCCCGAAUGGGCGUGGCAAUGGUCCUCCACCACCUACGACGGGCUAUCGACAACCCCCUCCUCAUCUCCUGGCUCAGGCCGCGAAUGCGAACAAAAACGAGGCGCGUGUUAGCGAGCGAGAGCGAAGGGUUUCGGGGAACGCCGCGUCUUCUUCGGCGACGAUGGAGGCCAACCUCGAGAUCAAGCCUGCUUCGUCGAACAAGACGACACCGCCUCAAGCCUCGCCAUCGUUCGCGACAGGAGUCGAGACGACUACUUCGCCGAGACGUGGGAAUCGAGGUCAGCAGCAGCAGCAGCAGCGUGAGAAUGCGCAGUUCGACGACCUCAUGUCGCGCGUCAAGAACGCCAUGGCAUCGCCUUCUUCGAAAGAUGGAUCGGCUGAGGCGGCGUCACCCACGACUACGAUGACGGGUCAGGACGCUCCGGAGACUGUCGUGACGGGGUCGAGUCCGCCUCGCGUCAAGAUGCCCGUCAUCAAGUUGCCUUCGUCGGGGCAGAACAAGCAAGCCGCUUCCGCUGCAGUGGCAGCUUCGACGGCAAGUCCUGCAGCCGCAGCCCCAGGGAGGAACAACCAGGCCUCGGUCAGACUCCCCCCUCAACCUGCCGCUACCCCGGCUGCACCACCCAAGCCGGCUUUCGAACCCCGCGAGCCGCGAUCGAUGUUUGAACGUACUGCUCGAGCCCGAUCGCCCUCCCCUGGCCCGGCAUGGCGUUUGUACCCCGUCAAACUUGCAUCUUACCCUACCGCGCACCGACCUGUCUCACGGUACAAGUUGCGCGAUUUCAACGACGCGAUGAAGCCUUUACGUGUCGCUUUAUUGACGUGGAACCCACCGAUUCAAGGAUUAGGGACGAGGCGGUUGUCGAGGGACGAUUAUCUGCACCCCAAGAAGUUCACUAGGGGGGUUCCCCAAGCCGCUGUGCAGAUGCCAAAGGAGAGGAUCGAACGAAGGACCGAGAUUGAAAUCGUCAUCGUUGAUCGAUCAAAGCCCAAACCGGCGGUGAAUGGAUCGAGGAGCAUGGGUGGGACUUCGAGGUCGGCUACGCCUUCUGCUUUCGAGAGAGGAUGGGGAAGUGGGAGCCCGGCGGGGGCGGCGGCGGGUAGGGCACGACCUUCGGAUGCAGAGCAUUGGAAACGAGCGACGCCGACCAAGGUCAAUGGCGUUUCAUCUGUUGAUACGACGACCGCACCUUCGACGGCGGCAUUGUUCGAUCCUGCAACACCACAGCGCUUGACACCACCUCCUUCGAGUGCACAGUCCGCAUCGCAAAGCGAUUCGUUGUCUUCGACGUCGAAGCCUUUCCUUUCGCAAGUCUCGGCGGCGGUCUCGGCCGUCGCGGCGUCGGAUCGAACGAGGGCUGUAACGGGUGAUUUGGAUGGGGAGGAGGUACAAAAGACCCCGAGGGCGUCGUUGUCUGCUCCUGGCGCAGAACGUAUGGAACCGACGAGUCUCGUAAGCACGGCGAUUUCCAUAUGUUUAUGUUGGAGAGUUGAUUUUGACGAACGACGUUUCCUACUUGUUUAUCGCAGGAUAAGGCCAAGGCUUCGUUCGAUGCGACGAGCUCGCGCGUCAUGCCAGCGGCGACUUCCUCUCCCUGGCCGGUCGGCAAGGCUCCUCUUUCCUUGUCGGCCCUCGAUCCGACCGCUUCUUCACUCUGGGCUGCGCCCCCUUCGGAGCCAGGUACGCACGUCCGAUCGAUGAGUCUCCCUCGUACGCGCGUCGGAAACUCGUUGCAAGGUCUCGGCGACGACGAUUACCCUUCGUCGAUCCCCAUGUCCCUCGCCGAACUCAAGAGUGAAGACGAAGGAUCGCCCGAACGGACCAAGGGCCCUCAAUUGCCCGAGAGUUCGACGCCGGUGCCGAACAAUGAGCCAAAGUUGAGAGCGGCGGCGCCGUCGUUCUCUUCGUUCCAUACCGAGCACUUUGCGGCGCACCAAAGUCCCGGAUCGCAGACUUCCUCGACGUUGCGUUUCCCUUCGAUCCAACGCUCGGUCGGGGCGCCCAUUCAUGGCGUCGAGGCGUACGCCUACUCUCCACAGCUCUCCGCCGCGACGCUCGUGGGGCACUCGUACUCGCCUGCUCACUAUGCCACCGUAGCACCGCAGCACUAUGCGUCGUACUCGCCCGUGCAGCAGCAUCAGCAUCUCUCCCAGGCGCAACAGGCUCACUAUCAAGGCCGGACGACCUACGUCCCUACCUCGGCUGCAUCGCUGUACGCCUCGGGUGUGGCUGCGAGUGAAUACGCGAGCGUGCCGACGACGACGGCGCAUCAGCAGCAACAGGCCUACUACCGUGCGCAAGCUGCCGCUUCGGCGCAGCAGCAGCAACAAUCGCAACAGUACCUGGUCAAUCCUGCGCUCGUCGCUGCGGGCUACGGUACCUCGUCGUAUGGGUCCGAUGCUGUCGGAGCUUACGGAGCUGUUGGAGGUGGGACGAGUCGACAUGUUUCGUCGCACGGUGGUGUCUCGGCUGCGUCUACGACGGGGGGCGUCUAUGCGACCCACCCUGCGUACGGGGUCAGCCCCGCCUCUCGAUCAUCGAUGUACUCCCCCAUCCCUUCCUCGAACCGAGUCUACGUCACCUCGAGCGCCUCAUCGCACUAUUCGCACGACCUUCCCCGUAGCGACGUCACUUCCUCCUCCUACUACGGCUCGACCGCCACCCCUUCCUCAACGACGACGAGUAGCAAGUCGCCUUACUCGCAUUCCCGAACGAUCGACAGCGCUCUGUCCAGCGGUACACCGGCAACGGGAUCGAGUUUCAUCUCCGGUCCCAUCAGCCCCGUCAUCAUGCCUCAACAUCUACAACCUCAUGCCGUACACCUCGUCCCAUCAGGAUCGAUCGGUUCCGUCUUCCCUUCCACCGCCGGAGCAGGGAAUCGAGGUGCUGGUGCAGGAGCAGCACAGGGAGGUCGAGGUGGUUACGGUGGUAUAUCGAGUGGUGCGCGAGCGGUGUCCGCAAGUGUUGGCGGCGCCCAUGGUGCGUACCCAGGGCAUCAGCAAGCUGGGACUUAUCGGUCGCAGUGGUGA